UCUUCGUCCUCUUCCCCAGCAGGAAUCAAUCGCGAACUCGUCAUGGGUAUCUUGUAUUUAUUGAAGAUGCCGCCCAUCAGGAUGUGACGAGUGUUGUGCUGCAAAAAUAUCGGAAAUAAAAAGGAAACAUCACAAUCAUGCAGUUGAAACUGUCCUGGCUACAGUUGGCCACAUUGGGAGCAGUGUUCAGCCCAGAGGUCUUAGACAUCCUGUCACACACACCAUGGAAUUCGACACCGUACCCCAGCCAAUCCUUGACGACUUCCAGACCAGGCGGAAGUUCCCUGAUGAUGACUCCAACAGCGAUCUGCUCCGUGUUCGCGGUUUGGAGUCACCUGAUGAUCCCUGCUCAGGCAGUUCCCAGUCCCAUGCCUUGGGGAAAGAAGAAGAAAAAGAAAUGCUCGUCGUCUUCAUCCUCCAGUAGCAGUUCCAGCGGGAAGUGCGGAAAAUGCAAGAAGAAGAAGAAAAAGAAAAAGAAGAAGAAGAAGAAAAAGAAGAAGGUUAAGAAGGUAAAACACACGCAUCAUCACUACCAUUACCACAAGACACCCAAGAAGAAGAAGAAGCACAGCAGUUCUUCCGGAGGGAGCUCAUCAUCUUCGGGACGCAAACCAUACAGCAGCUCAUCAUCGGGAAAAUGAAACCAACUCGCCGCAAAACAGUAUUUCCCUUUUUCAAAACAGCAACGAAAAGUAUUCCUGUGAACAAAACAAAAAAAGUAAUGAUUGUUACCAGCGCCUGGAAUAUGCGCAUAUUUUGUUACGUUGACCUGAAAAGUUGACCAGGGGAAUUGUCGCUUUCCCUCAUUCAAAAAAAUUCCUUUCUUGUGUUAUCCUGAGCUGAUAAUAAACCAAAAAUACCGAAA
Molecule: messenger RNA, 865 nt
Organism: Notodromas monacha
Lineage: Eukaryota; Metazoa; Arthropoda; Ostracoda; Podocopida; Cyprididae
Source: the annotation of a GenBank genome assembly